Molecule: messenger RNA, 2025 nt
Organism: Sander lucioperca (pikeperch)
Lineage: Eukaryota; Metazoa; Chordata; Actinopteri; Perciformes; Percidae
Gene: dnai2b
Product: dynein, axonemal, intermediate chain 2b
Exons: 12
Coding region: 206-1975 (589 amino acids)
Biological process (GO): cilium movement; outer dynein arm assembly
Cellular component (GO): outer dynein arm
Molecular function (GO): dynein light chain binding; dynein heavy chain binding
Source: RefSeq, a predicted model, not a curated record
AGAAUAUCGCUGUUGCUAGGAUACGGUACACUCUAGCAAAGUCAGCCGCUCCGUCCGCCAGUUGGAGUCCGUUUCGCGGGGUUUUACACAUUUCUGGAGCUUUUGUGACGCUAUUAUUGACUUUUUGGACAUUUCUGCCACUUUCUUGACGCUUUUUGAGACGUUUUGACGGUUGUUUGGACAUAUUUGAGCGGUUUUGGGGCGUAUGGAGAUCGUCCAUGUGUACACGAGGCUCCGCGGGGAGUUCGGCCGGCAGUGCCUCUUCUCUGACCGGCCUGCCGAGCUGCUGGUGGACGUCCCUCCGGACCCGAGGCUGGCUCAGGACUUCAUCCAGAAAAACCCCCGAGACCAGGCCCUGCAGGCCUGCCGGGACAUGUCGGAGCACCAGGUGAACACGGAGCGCUUUGAGUCUGACAGCUGUGGGAUAAACCAUGUGGAGGGGGGGUGGCCCAAAGACAUCAACCCUCAGGAGAUGGAGCAGACCAUCCGCUACAGGAAGAAGGUGGAGAAGGAUGAGAGCUACGUCAACAGCCUGCUGACGCUGGGCAGCGUGAUGGAGCACUGCAUCCGGCAGAACAACGCCGUGGACAUCUACCAGGAGUACUUUGAGGACGAGGACGAGGUGGAGGAGAGCCCAGAGCCGCCGUCCGCCAAAACCAUCAACGUCUUCAGAGAUCCUAACGAGGUGAAGCGUACUGUGAGCUGUCUGUCGUGGCAUCCUGAUGGAGGGAAGCUGGCGGCGGCCUACUCCUGCCUCCAGUUCCAGAGAAGCUCCAGAGACAUGAGCCUGGACUCCUACAUCUGGGACAUCGAGAACCCUAACCGGCCAGAGCUGACCCUGAAGCCGGCGUCCCCCCUCGUCUGUCUGGAGUAUAACCCCAAAGACUCACACACUCUGGUGGGAGGGGCCUACAAUGGACAGAUAGCGUACUGGGACACCCGGAGAGGCAGCCAGCCUGUGGAGACGUCGUCUGUGGAGCAGAGUCACAGAGACCCCGUCUACAAGAUCAUCUGGCUGCAGUCCAAGACGGGGACAGACGUCUUCUCAGCCUCCACAGACGGACAGGUUCUGUGGUGGGACGUGCGGCGUCUGUCAGAGCCCACUGAGCGUCUGGUUCUGGACCUGAGCCGAGAGGGAAACCUGGACCGAGCGCUAGGAGCCGUCUCUCUGGAGUUUGAGUCCACCAUGCCCACUAAGUUCCUGGUGGGGACGGAGCAGGGUGUAGUCGUGUCCUGUAACAGGAAGGCAAAGACUCCGGCGGAGAAGAUCGUGUGCUCGUACGACGGUCACCACGGACCGGUCUACGCCCUGCAGAGGAACCCCUUCUUCCCCAAAAACUUCCUGACCGUGGGGGACUGGACCGCCCGCAUCUGGUCCGAGGACAUCAGGGACUCAGCCAUCAUGUGGACCAAGUACCAGACCUCCUACCUGAUGGACGCCUGCUGGAGUCCGGUGCGUCCCUCUGUCUUCUUCACGGUGAAGAUGGACGGCGUGUUGGACGUCUGGGACAUCCUGUUCAAACAGAACGACCCCACGCUCAGUCUCAAGGUGUGUGACGAGGCCCUCUACAGCCUCCGUCUCCAGGACAACGGGCGCUUGGUGGCGUGCGGCUCCCAGCAGGGCGGGGCCACGCUGCUGGAGAUCAGCUCCGGUCUGUCCACGCUGCAGAAGAACGACAAGAGCCUGCUGGCCGCGAUGUUUGAGCGGGAGACGAAGCGAGAGAAGGUUCUGGAGGCCCGGCAGAGAGAGAUCCGUCUGAAGGAGCGGAGCCGCUCGGAGCAGAGCCGUGAGGGCGAGCCCGGCCGCGAGGACGCCGACCACGGUCCUGAUCAGCUGAUCGCCAAGGCCCAGGAAGACUUCUACGUCGUCACGGAGAUGGAGCGCCGCAGGAGGGACGCUAACCAGGAGAAAGACGUCUGUGAAGAAAAGGAAGUGAGAGAAGAAGAAACUUCAGGAACUGGACCGUCUCAGUGAGGAAGACCUUCUUCUUCUUCUUCUUGUUCUUUAUUGUUCAUCAACACUGU